GACAGUAACUUGCAAAACACACAAAUAUUCGCUAUAAGAAAACAUUUUUUGAACGUUAUGUUAUGGAGUAUCUUCUUACCAUUGGUGCUGUUCGGAAACAGAGGAGUGAGUCUAAAAGUACCAUGUGGAAAACGUACCGAAGGUGUCGAAUACUGGCCGUGGCAUGUGACCGUCUUUCGGGAAAAUGCUGACUCCGAAUCGCCAGCUUGUGGUGGCACCCUACUCAAUGAAAAAUAUGUGAUCACCGCUGCGCAUUGUCUGUACGAUCUCGCGGGAAAUCGAAUCGAGAAUUGGUUUUUAAAAAUUUCCUAUGGUGUUGGAGCAACUAAAAGAAUAGUUUCGGUGGAUAGAGUAUAUCAUCCGAACAAUUUCGAUGUAGAUAAAUUUGAAAGCGACAUUGCGGUGCUGAAGAUGAAUACGUCUGUUCAGUUUGACCAACAUAUCGCUCCAGUCUGUUUCUAUAAGCUAUGGAAUUUCAAGCCAGCGGGCAACUUAACGAUACCAGUAUUAAUAAGUUCUACCAACAAUGUGUCGACAGUGGAAUGGACUGCUAUUUACUAUAUAUCUUGCUAUUCAGUCAACCGACACAUUUUUGACUCCUCGUAUAUCUAUAACAUCUGCAUGGGAAAUAUGCUUGACACAUACAAAUUUCAGAUCAAUCGUGGAAGUGGAAUACUAAUCAACAAAGAUGAUUCAUGGCACUUGGUUGGAGUAUUGCUGUACACUGUUGGUCCAAACGAGGUAGAUCCUACCUACGGAGGAGGCAUCGAAGUGGUACCAUUCGCGGACUGGGUCGUAAGAAUUCUUAACGGAAUGAUGAUAAGUGUUAGCGAACAAGAAUGUAACCGCUAUAAAGAAAUAGAAGUGCCACCGGAAAGUAGAACAUUUCACCCAACAAUUACCCUGCAGAAUAAAGUCAGUUCCUCAAAAAACCCCGUUUGUUACGGAACAUUGAUAAGUGAACGAUUCAUUCUGACAGCGGCAAUUUGUAGUAAAUUGACCACUAAAAUCUGCAUGCAACAUCAUUUUAUGAUAGUUUCGACAUACACCAAUUUCCAGUUCCACUUUCAUCCUCAUGAUACAAAUCGUCAAGGACUAGCUCUCGUAGCACUGAACGAAAACGCACGCAAUAUGCGAUAUUUUAUACAUUGCCUAUGGAAUGAGGAUACUUCCAUGGAAUUUUUGAUGGAUCUACGACAUGAAAUGAAAUCACUGGCCAAUGUUCGUGUCAAAUACCAACCCGGAAGUGCGGUCGAUGUUACUGUUGAUGGUGACAACAACUCGUUGCCCGCGAUGAUAUUUACCAAACCUGGUGAUGCCCUUUCAUUCCAACGGAUGGGAGAAAAUGUCAAGUAUGUGGUCGGAUUAAUCAACAAACAGCAAGGGAUGGACGAAAGCUUUCCGAUACAGGUGAUAAACGUGAUCAACUAUCUACAGUGGAUCGAGUCAACAGUUUGGCCGAAUAUCAAGCCAUACUAGGACCACAUUGAACAUCUUCCUAACCACAAACAACAGACAAUCAUCGACAGGGCCGGCGGAAAGCGUAGGUAGUAUGGGUAAUUACCCACAAGAAAUUUUGAACCAUUUCAAAAAAAUUUGAUGUGCAACGCAUGAAUCUCGCACUACACACAUUUGAAAAUAUCAAUGUACCACAAUUCCAUUUGCAUAAACGAACGUGAUUUAAUGUGAAUGUAAUGUAAGCGUGUGCAUUGUGAAAAGGGAAAAAAUCGUUACUAAUGGACCCCUCACCCACCCACUUUCUACCCACUCGGGCGUAAAGUGUUUCGCCGCCCCUGAUCAUCGACAGACAUAUAAUUCGACAUAGGGUUCGUCGCGGUGCGAAUGUAGGCGGUAAAUGAAUUGUCCGCACCGUAACCGCAAAAAAAUAUAAAAAAAACCGCACCGCUUGCCGCAACCGCAUUGCUUUUACCGCACCGCGCUGUAAUUCCGGAAAUGCGGUAGAAUUGUAUUUUUAUAAAUAGUGUUGAAAAAUUAUUCUUUUAUUUUGAAUAACCAUGUAUAAUAAAAUGUUAUUCACAUUUACACUAAAUUUAACUUUGACGGACUUUCAGAAUGUAGUGUUUAUGAAAAAACAACUUUUGCAAUUUCCAUAAUUAAAGUUUCGUACAUUUCAAGAAAAAUACUUCCGAAACAAGGUAAAAUAUUGUCAUUCCUCUAAAUAAGCAUAGCCCUAAACUCCUACGAAAUGUAACUGUAUUUCAUCAUCGUAUAUACAAAAACGUUCUUCCGCAGCAAUUAUUAAAACUUUUAUUUUAUCAA
Messenger RNA from Topomyia yanbarensis, 2280 nucleotides. RefSeq names its product ovochymase-2-like. The coding region runs from base 58 to 1479 and encodes 473 amino acids. The transcript is spliced from 5 exons. Gene Ontology annotation, molecular function: serine-type endopeptidase activity. The record is from RefSeq and is a predicted model, not a curated record. Lineage: Eukaryota; Metazoa; Arthropoda; Insecta; Diptera; Culicidae. Gene Ontology annotation, biological process: proteolysis.